CGCUGGAGCACCGGCAGCUGCUGCUCCGUCACUCAUCGAGGGGCGACCGCGCCUGUGUGUGGGUCUGACCGGAGCUGGACGACCACAGCCAGCACACAACAAGGUGUCCUCAAAGGUCGCAGCACUCACAGUGACAUGGGCCUCAAACGUAAUUACACACCCUGCAGAGCUAACACAGGAGCCUCGCCUGAGCUGCCAAGUAGAAAAUGACUCAGAGAAAUGUACUCAGAGGGACAAACGAUCGCUGCCUCCACUCGAAGGCCUCAUUGGAUAGUGAGCAGGCCGACGGUAUGGAGCAGGAGAAAAUUCCAGAGACCAACGACUGUGACUCCGAGGAGGGGGGACACGGAGGCUCCGCGGCUGUAACGGGAGCGGUCACGGCUCCGGAUGGCGGUUGGGGCUGGGUGGUGCUGGUUGCCACCAUCGUGGUCCUGGCUUUGACCCUGGCGUUCCCCUCCUGUGUGGGAAUCUUCUACACUGACCUGCAGAAUGACUUCCACGCCUCCAACAGCGAAACCUCCUGGGUGCCCUCCAUCAUGACGUCAGUGCUUCAUGCAGGAGGUCCCUUCUGUAGCGUGCUGGUGGAGAGAUUCGGUUGCCGAGCGACAGUCAUGUUGGGCGGAGUCCUGAGUGGACUUGGAAUGACUGCCAGUUCAUUUACUCAGUCCAUCAGCCAGCUCUACAUCACAGCUGGAGUUAUUACAGGUCUUGGUUUCUGCUUUUGCUUCCAGCCAGCUGUGACCAUCCUCGGGCACUACUUCGUCCGCCGCCGUGCGUUUGCCAACGCGAUGUCGUCCACAGGUACAGCCCUGGGACUGUGCACUCUACCUGUCCUGGGUAACUACCUCCACUCGGAGCUGGGCUGGAGGGGAAGUUUCCUGGUUUUGGGAGCUGUCCUGUUGAACUGCUGCGUGUGCGGGGCGGUGAUGAGGCCCCUCCAGCCCGCCAAGCGUCGUGGCCAGCCGCUGAUGAACCACGGACCCCCUCCGCCAGAGAAGGAAGAGAAAGGAAAGGGGUGGGUGAGAUCGACAUGCAGCUUCCUGAUGGCUUCCAUAAGAAAACACAUGGCCUUUGAUCAGCUCUACAACAACUCACGUUACUGUGUGUAUGCUAUAGGCAUCACCUGGAUGAUGCUGGGGUUUGUGGUUCCUUUGGUGUACCUGGUUCCCUACGCCACAGCAAACAACAUGGAGCAGGGCCGGGCCGCGCUGCUGCUCUCCAUCCUGGGUAUCGUUAACAUCGCGGUGCGGCCGCCCUUCGCCAUCAUGUUCAACACGGCGUGGUUCAAAGGGCGACACGUUUACGUAUUUGCCUCGGCUUUGCUGGUCAACGGGCUCAGCAACAGCAUCUGCUGCAUCGGGCCCAGCUUUACCGUGCUGGUGGUUUACGUGAGCGUCUACGGGCUGUCCAUGAGCGUGGUGGGCUCCCUGAUGUUCACUGUCCUCAUGGACAUAGUGGAGAUGAGCCGCUUCCCCUCAGCUCUGGGCCUGCUCGCUAUCAUGGAGAGCAUCACGCUGCUCAUCGGGCCUCCACUGGCAGGAGUCCUGGUUGACAGGACGGGCCAGUACUUCCACGUCUUCUUUGCUUGCAGUGCCGUUGUUGCCUCGUCCGCCGUGUUCCUCAUGGUGUCUUUCUGGUGGCUGGAUAAAAGGGGCAGGAAGGCCUCGAAGCAGAGUCAACCAGCCGCGCUGCCCGAAGCGGCGAGGGCCGCUGCUGACGUCGCUCCCGGCUGUCAGUACUGCAGCGUGCCCACAGAGGGAGACAAAGACAAGGCCUCGGCUAACGGGGCGGAGUACAUCACCAGCGUCUGAGCUGCUUCACUGUGUGUCAACACCUCACACUCUGGCUCAGACAGCUUUGUAGAUUAGUUUGUAAUGUUUGUGCCAGCUUGCGUGGUGCGCCAGAUGCUGCAAAGGUUUCUGCGGUCGAGUGACACGUCAGCUGACCUGCUCUGGAUCGUCCUUACCCGAUGAAUCCUCGCCAUCUGGUCCGCCAUCAGAGCCCAAACAAACACUAUGAAUGAUUUCCACUGUUUGUCCGAGCUUGAUCCUACGAACCAAAAUGAACAGAUGUGCACUUACAACUGCAACGUGAUUGUACUGUUUAUUGUAAAAUGCUGCUGAUCUGACCCACGUGAUCACACAAUCUUAUCAUUCAGGCGAUAUCUCGCUUCAUCAAGAGCACACAUGAUCCUUUGUUGAUGAAGUCCCUCAGAAUGCUUUCUGGUGUAUGACGAGCACACAAAGGAUGGGUCUGAGCAGGCUGAGGCGUGGCAAUCAAUUACCAAGCAAAUGUAGUAGUGAUAUGCAUAAAUAGGUGAAAUCAAAGUGAGGACAACACUCAAAGUGGCUCCUGGACAGAAAUUAAUGAUCAAGAGUUAAAGAUAAUGUUUAUUCUAUAGUUUUUCGACUGUCAGCAAAUCUCAAAAGACCCAAACCAGCCAAAUGUCAGCGUGUCUGAUGACUGAAGCACUUCUUCACUUUGCUCUUCAGAUGGACAUUUCCUGUCACUAAUUUUCAUGAUGACAUCACCGUUCUUAAUCCCGCCCCUAAAGCUCUGAUUGGUCGAUUGUUUUUCCAACAGGCAGAAAUAGUGACGGUGGAACCAGGCUAGUCCCAGAUAUCAAACAGUACGACAAUGCUGGAGGGCCCAGUGUAAAAUUCAUUAAUGGUAAUUUGACUUACAACUGGUUUAUUUAGGAAUGUUUGUCUUAAAUCAGUGCCUUCAUCACCUCUUCGUCACCUCUUCAUCACCUUUUCAUCACCUCUUCAUCACCUCUGUACACACUGGCUGCAAUCCACAACCAGACUGGAAAAGUGUCUGUUUGUGCCACUUCAGUGUUGUUAACGUUCAGCAGACUGACAAACAACAGACUGACAAACAACAGACUGACAAACAACAGACUGAUAAACAACAGACUGACAAACAACAGACUGGUAAACAUCA
Messenger RNA from Chelmon rostratus (copperband butterflyfish), 2946 nucleotides. It is a transcript of the gene slc16a5a, whose product is annotated as solute carrier family 16 member 5a. Gene Ontology annotation, molecular function: monocarboxylic acid transmembrane transporter activity. Lineage: Eukaryota; Metazoa; Chordata; Actinopteri; Chaetodontiformes; Chaetodontidae. The record is from RefSeq and is a predicted model, not a curated record. Gene Ontology annotation, biological process: monocarboxylic acid transport; transmembrane transport. Bases 207 to 1811 code for a protein of 534 amino acids. The transcript has 5 exons.